Molecule: messenger RNA, 711 nt
Organism: Cooperia oncophora
Lineage: Eukaryota; Metazoa; Nematoda; Chromadorea; Rhabditida; Trichostrongylidae
Source: the annotation of a GenBank genome assembly
AUGUUCCAGGGAAUCGGAAUCGAACUCGAUGACCAGUCUGCUUUCUGGGCAAAGAAGCUGGCCGGAUUCGCGUUGAUAUGGCUGCUGUUGUUUAUGAAUUUCUUCUCGUUAAAAACGUUCGUUUCGCGAUUUCAAAUCGCAGCCUCUAUAGCGAAGAUCGCAGCUACUGGCCUCGUCAUCGGAACCGGAUUCUACAUGCUGAUAUUCAAAUCGGAGACGAAAAACUUACAACAUCCCUUCGUGGGAUCCAACUGGAACAUUGGUGCCAUUGUGUCGGCGUUGUUCUCCUGUUUGUUCUCUUACGAUGGUUGGGACAUUCUGAACUUCGGAGCCGAAGAAAUCGAAAAACCCAAAAGAACUAUGCCGUUGGCAAUUGUGAUUGGAAUGGUGUGCAUCGCAGUGAUUUACGUUGCAGUCAACUUUGCCUACUUUAUCGUACUCAGCCCAGCUCAAAUAUUGAGUAGUGAAGCGGUCGCCCAAACAUUCGCCCAAGUGGCCUUGGGCAAAGCGGAUUUCAUAAUGCCGAUUUUUGUUGCUAUUCUGCUUGUAGGAUCUUUGAACAGUACGAUGUUCUCCGCUAGCAGAUACCUUCAAGCAGCUUCCAAACAGGGACAUCUGCCAACUUUUAUCAGCGGAAUCAACCCUAUCACUGAUUCACCACGAAGUGCUCUCUUUGUACAUGUACGUGAUUUCCAGUUACGUUAUAAGUAA